UUGGCGCAGGAGCUCGCUGAGCUCAUGUCUCAACCCCCAGACAACAUCAGCGUGGUCCCGAACGAGAACAACUUGGCAUCAUGGGAAGUAACGAUCACUGGACCGCCUUCGCCAUCACCAUAUAGCGGCGGUAAAUUCAAGCUGGGCGUGGAAUUCGGUUUGGACUACCCCUUCAAAGCACCUCAGAUCAAAUUCAAGACGAAGAUGUACCACCCCAACAUCGACAGCGACGGAAGUAUCUGUAUGGGUAUGCUGAAAACGGACCAAUGGAAACCAUCAACAAAGAUGCAACACGGCAAUAUAGUUUUCUUUGCUCUGUAUGAUCUCAUUGAAACACCCAAUCCCGACGACCCCCUCGUUUCCUCCAUCGCUGAACAAUAUCGCACAGAUCGCCCGAGCUUCGACAAGAAGGCAGCGGAAUAUACCAGACAAGUGAGAGGCUUUUCGAACAGGGCAUCGAGACGAACCAUAAGCUGA
Molecule: messenger RNA, 477 nt
Organism: Dioszegia hungarica
Lineage: Eukaryota; Fungi; Basidiomycota; Tremellomycetes; Tremellales; Bulleribasidiaceae
Product: ubiquitin-conjugating enzyme/RWD-like protein
Exons: 6
Source: RefSeq, a predicted model, not a curated record